CACGGAACUCCCAGAGACAACAGCGCGUAUCCAGCUCACUGCGUAUUCGGUUUGGCACCAUGUCUUUACGCGGAGUCGCUUUGGUUCACCUUUGCGCGUUGGUGACGUUAACCGUGGCGCGCAGGACUUCACCGGAGCACGAGGAUGUUCAGGACAAGAUCAACAGCGCGCGGUGUACGUCCAGGUGUCUCACGCUGCACAUGACGCAGCUCACGGUCGCCUUCAGACACGUACAGAGCGACCAUGUUCUGGACUGGUGUGAAAACCACAGACGCUGCGCUCAGUGCCUUCAGCCAUGCAAGGAACUAUGGGAAACCAGGAAAGUGCUGUCUCCAAAGUCCUGUGAGAAGCAGACAGAAUGUGUGACAAGCCGUGAGUUCGUGGUCUCUCUUCGUAGCUCUCGUCAGGGGGACUGUCCGUCCCCUCAGAAGGCUUCGGGCUUUGCUGCAGCAUGUGUGGAGAGCUGCUCCUCUGACCUGCACUGCCCCUCCCCUAGAAAGUGCUGCUCCAACGGCUGUGGACACACCUGCCAGCUCCCGGCCAAUCUGUACAAAGGUGUUCCUCUGAAGCCGCGCAGGGAGAUGAGUUUCGUGGAGGACUUGGAGGGCCGCGUCAGGGUGCUCUGGGUGUCAAAAUUCAACGUCAGUGUGGAGCCCGUGGUGUACGUCCUUCAGUCCCGAUGGAACCCAGGCAUCCAUCCUAGUGAAGACCACGCCUCUCCAUGGACCACCGUCACCAUGACCCUCUCGGAGGACGUGCUGCUGUCCGAUCUGAGGUCCCAGCGCUGGUACCAGUUCAGAGUGGCAGCCGUGAACAGCCAGGGCAGCCGCGGCUUCACCACCCCGAGCAAACACUACAUCUCCAACAGAGACCCGUCUCCUCCUGAACCUCCUCAGAACAUCCGAGUGGAGAACCAGACGGUGGAGUGGAGCAGCUCCCCAGCACUUUCACAGUUCACUGAGAGCCGAGGACACGUGGCCACGGUGGGAGUGCUGCUGCGCUGGGAUGUCCCGAAAGAAGGGGACCUGCCUGUGCACAACUACAGAGUCACCUAUACCCCUCAGCAACCACAGGGGGCGCUCCGAAGCUCACACCUGGGACAUAGUAACGUACGGCCGCAGUCCAGGUCGCAGGAGCAGAGCCGGAGGGACAGCAACACCAGAGUCACACAAGGGCCGCACUGUGAAAUGUGGAUCCAGGGUCUACAACCUGACACAGCUUAUCUCCUGACGGUGCAGACGGUGGCCUACUGGGGUCAAAAGAGGCUGAAGAGUCCCAGAGCUCAUGCUGUGUUCACAACGAUUGCUCACACAGCCGAUGACUUCUCCAACGAGCUCCCCUCUUCUUCCUCCUCUUCCUCCUCCUCUCCCGGCUCUUCUGACUUCGUCCCCUCUCGCCCUCACCACUCGGACUCCGCCUUUAACCCCUCGUCCGCCGGAGCGCUGCGUCUGGAGGUGGCGGCUCCUCAUUACCAUGACGACCAGCUGCAAGUCAAGGUCUUCUGGAAGUGGCCUUAUCACACCAAGCAGAGACACCCAGGUCCAUACGUCCUGCGCUGGCUCCCGCAUACCUGCUCCCAUAACACCACCAGUGAGGAGAGGACCACCACUGUGAAGGGCACACACCACACCAUCACCGGACUGCUGUUUGCCUGUAAGUACCGGGUUUCCGUGGCGACGCAGUCCGACCCUUCCUCAGAGGCGGUUGCUUGGGUUACGACCCCGAGCUGCUCCUCCAUCAGGCUCCAGGGAGGAAAGAGCCUGGCCUGCAACACAGAAGAGCACCACCUGGCGGUCAGGAAGGUGGUACUGCGUCCUGAGCGCCUCACUGCAGAUUUCCAGCAACUGAACGGGACCCUGCUCACUACGUUUAGAUGGAGGAUGUCCCAGCACGGUCUGGGACCCUCUGCUGUCGAGGGCUUUCAGUUCACGUGGACACUACAGUCACAAGUCACGUCCACGUCCAAAGAAGACACACUCAUCUCCCAAACGCAGACCAUCGCACCGUUUCAAAGGUCAGUAAUGGUCUCAAGACUUCAACCAGACAGCGACUACCAGCUGCAACUUCAAGUGUUAACAGCAGGGGGCAGUACCGGUGCAGCAGUCUCCAAAACCAUCCAUACUCCAGCCAUCCAAGCCUCACUUUGAUAGGUUCAAAGUCCACAUCUGACCAAGUCUACUGCAUCACUGUUCCUUUCAAAACCAAGUGAAACCAAGAGGAUUAUUUGUAUUGAUUGUAUUGUUUUGUUCAUUGACUCUAAAGCUAUUGAAUGUCAUUUCCCUCAUCUCCAAAUACCACAGUUUUGAUAGACCCCACUAAACAUGUGUACGCACCCAAACAUCUGCAACAAACUGCUACGCAUGGGUGAUGAAAAAUUAGCACUGUUGCCAUGGUGAUUAAUAAUUCAAAAGUAAAAUAUGAUAUCUUUCCGAUGGUGAAAAAUACUCAAAAUGGUACCCAUAAACAGGAAAACAAUGAAAACAGUUUUUGCAUUUGAAUGUAAAUAACCUUUAAGUUGUGUCAAUAGAAUGAAUACUACCUUUGUACAACACAUGAAUUGCCAACAAAUGUAUUUUUUAUUUUUUCACUGGUUCAAAAAUAGAAUGUCAUCAUAUAGGACUAUCUGUAAAUACCAGAAAGUUAAGUCACAUGGUCCUUGUAUAAACACAUGCAUGCCUAAUGGAGGUAAAUAAUAGGCUAAUUGAGCACUGACUUUGUACAAAAUGUAUUAUAGAUAUAGCUUCCAGUUUAGCUAGUUCAUGUGUAGAAUGCUCUUUUUUUUUCUUUUUCAUUUUUCCUAGAUUAAUGACAAUUAAUGAGAUAUAUACCUGUGGUUCUGAUCUGAACCGCCUACAUCAGAUCUUUAUUUUAGUUAUUAUUCUUUUGUACUUUAGCCAAUAAUGUUUCAC
Messenger RNA from Periophthalmus magnuspinnatus, 2909 nucleotides. It is a transcript of the gene anos1b, whose product is annotated as anosmin 1b. NCBI's taxonomy places the organism in Eukaryota, Metazoa, Chordata, Actinopteri, Gobiiformes, Gobiidae. Gene Ontology annotation, molecular function: protein binding; peptidase inhibitor activity. The record is from RefSeq and is a predicted model, not a curated record. Gene Ontology annotation, biological process: neuron differentiation. Gene Ontology annotation, cellular component: extracellular region; cell surface. The transcript is spliced from 15 exons. The coding region runs from base 60 to 2147 and encodes 695 amino acids.